This is a messenger RNA of Amphibalanus amphitrite, 1489 nucleotides long. Its product is annotated as trypsin-1-like. The record is from RefSeq and is a predicted model, not a curated record. Lineage: Eukaryota; Metazoa; Arthropoda; Thecostraca; Balanomorpha; Balanidae. The coding region runs from base 1 to 1293 and encodes 430 amino acids. Gene Ontology annotation, biological process: proteolysis. Gene Ontology annotation, molecular function: serine-type endopeptidase activity. The transcript has a single exon.
AUGUUCCGCCUGGUGCUCUCCUGUCUGCUGCUGGGCGCCGGCCUCGCCAAGCCGUCGCCGGGUGCGGUCUCUGGCAAAGUCCCGGAGAUCUCUCCACGUGAGCCGAGCUACGAGGCACAGCCGCUGCCGAGGGGAAAUGGCGAAGCGAGGACCAUGUACACACUAGAUCCUGGCACUUACUCCCUCAAAUCUCCCAACUAUCCCUACAGAUACCCAAACAAUGCCUACAAGACCUACACGGUGCGGGGAAACGACAAUCAGAUAAUCUCUAUCUCUUGCGAGAAUUUCAACAUCGAGAGCGCUAUCUCCUGCCAGUACGACUACCUCUCCGUCAACGGCCAGCGCUUCUGCGGCUCCACCGGGCCCAACUUGAGCGGCACUGUCCUGGAUAUCGUCUUCAAAUCGGAUGAGGACGUCAGGAGGACGGGUUACAAGUGUACCAUCACAGUGCCGACAGGCAGCGGUAGCGGCAGCACGGCGGCCACCACCGAGGGCACCACCGCGGCCACCGGCAGCCCCUCCGGCGACCAGUGCUGCGGCGUCGCCAACCGCGCCUCCCGCAUCGUCGGCGGCGUGCAGACCGAGGUCAACGAGUACCCGUGGCAGGCGGGUCUGGUCAGCACGGGCAGCACCCGCACCUGGUGCGGCGGCACCGUCAUCAACAACCGCUACGUGCUGACGGCGGCACACUGCACCGCCGACCUGCAGUCGGCCAGCGAAAUCCAGGUCCUGCUGCGUGAGCACCGCAUCGGCACCUCGGACGGCGAGAUGCGCUACAACGUGGCGCAGAUCAUCAACCACCCGUCUUACACGGACGCCUACGAGUCCGGCUACGACUUCUCGCUGCUGAAGCUGUCGUCCACCAUCGACUUCUCGUCACUGGACAACAAGGUGGCCCCGGCGUGCCUGCCGACCGGCGGAGAGUUCGCCAACGUGAGCGCCAUCGUCAGCGGCUGGGGAACCACCUCUUCGGGCGGCUCUCAGGCCACCGUGCUGCGGGAGGUCACCGUGCAGACCAUGACCAACGACCAGUGCCGCCGGGAGUACGGUCGGCUCGGCUACACCAUCAACAGCAGCAUGCUGUGCGCCGGUGACGAUGACGGCGGCAAGGACUCCUGCCAGGGCGACAGCGGCGGCCCGCUGGUGACCGACGUCAGCGGACGCUACACGCUCAUUGGCGUGGUGUCGUGGGGCUACGGCUGCGGCGACGUCGGUUUCCCGGGCGUCUACGCGCGCGUGACCGAGGUCACCAGCUGGAUCCAGCAGAAAACCGCCGAUGCCAGCCUCUGCUAAUCACCUCUUAUAGGAAAUGACCUGCUAAUGACCUGAAUCAAGGACCUUCUAUGGAUGAUUGGCGCUUUAGGGUUUUCUAUCGUUCAGACAGUUUUGGCGUCACUUCUAAACAUUACUUUUUACUUCUGAGUGGGGUCCCUUCUAAUAUAGUUUGCGGGAAACCUUGGUUGAAAUAAAUUAUGUGUUAUACAAUGAA